AUGAGUGAGCAGUGGCAAAGUCCAUUUGAAGAGCGUCCCGUGUCUCUCCCAACUGAAGUGGAGGUAACCUCACGAGACGUGCAGCGAUCCUGGGCAAUCAGUUCCGAACUACCUCGCCAGCAUCUGACCAAUCUGCUAAAGGCGUUGAGGCAGAUGACGCCAGAGGAGCUGUACAGCUUGCCCUUGGACGCACGAACACUUCUCGGCGGAGCAGGCGAUCUGCCACCGGUAACGGCAUUGGGCGGCGGUGAGUACGUUCACUUAGGACUUGUAAAGCAGUUGACUGAGCAGUUACGUGCCUUUUCCAUGAAGGUGGUUGGUAAAGAGAUAGUUGCUUACUUGGCCAUUGACGGUCUUCCUAUUCACAAGAAGACCAAAUGAGAAUUUUGGCCAAUUUUAGGCAGAAUUAUCCAGCCAUUUCUUUGUCAUAUUUUUGCUGUAGGAAUUUAUUGCGGGCAGGGAAAGCCGCCGGAUGUUCAAUCGUUUUGUAAACCUCUAGUUGAUGAGUUAAGAACCCUAUCAAGUUCAGGUCUUCGUUUCGACGACAUCGACAGAACGCUGCAGUUUCGUCUGGCAGCCGUUAUCUGUGAUGCGCCUGUCAGGGCAUUCAUUAAGCAAAUUAAGACCGUUAAUGCAUACUAUGGUUGUGAACGUUGCUAUGUAAAAGGGGAGUAAAUUGAUAAAGAAGUUUAUGACAGUGUGUCUGAGCCUGCUAGGACGGAUGAGGACUUCUUGACUCCUGUUGAUGGCAGUCAUCGAGUCGGUAUUUCUCUGUUGCUAGUUUGUAAUGUAGGAAUGAUAAGUGCAUUUCCUCUAGAUCCCCUGCAUUUAGUUUACCUAGGUGUAAUGAGAAGGCUGUUGAACUUGUGGCUUCGGAACCCAAGGGAUCCAAUUGGAUCUAGGGAUUUCAGACGGCUGUGUACAACCGGGCUUCGGUGCGGAAAAGGAGUGUGGUCAAAACGCAGAUACAACCCUCAUAAGGUACGACAUUUCGCUUUUAUUUAUUGCUCACAUACAUUAGGUUCGCAGAAGUCCUUACUGCUUGUUGCAUGUCUACGAUCUACCCUGCCCAGUACACUUCAUUCCAUUUCCUUCUUAUUUACUUUUAUAGAAAUUGCAAUGGCCGUACUAUGAGCAUCGAAAUUCGCUAG
Molecule: messenger RNA, 1151 nt
Organism: Spirometra erinaceieuropaei
Lineage: Eukaryota; Metazoa; Platyhelminthes; Cestoda; Diphyllobothriidea; Diphyllobothriidae
Source: the annotation of a GenBank genome assembly